GCCGACAGACUACAGAAAUCGGACGUUCCACUUCCGACAGACCUUCAAGUCUCUCGCCACUCAGUCUCACCGGUUCGUAUCCAAUUCCAACCUAAAUAAUCCCCUUCCCCUCGGUAUCUCUCCGUCUCUCCCGGCAGAAAAAUCGAGUCUUCCUUCCGCCGAGCCGCCGUAAUAACCAAUCCUCCAAGCUUCGCGGAUUCGUCGCGGGCGCCGUCCAGUGGAUUCGCUUGGUAAAAAUCAUAAUUGGUUCGAUCUUGCCUCUUCGCUUCAAAAGAAACACAUAUCUGUUCUGUCCAAGAUGCAGAACAUCUUGCUGAAUUAGUAAUAUCGAUUGGACGCAACAGAAGUUGGUAGUGAAAUGAUGGGUGGCAGCAAGAGAAAGAGUGCCAUCCCAUCCUGUGGCGAGGCUGGGAAGAUUACGGCAGAGGCGUUCCCAAGCAGCAAGAGGAAGAAGGCCCUUCUAGCUCUUUGUGCACGGUUGCUUCCUGAUGACAUGAUGUUGGAGGUGCUACUUCGUCUCCCUGUCAAAUCCAUUCUCCGCUUUCGGGCCGUUUGCCGCUCUUGGGCUGCACUCCUCUCCUCCAAGGAUUUCUGCAGCCUCCACAUGGCAACCUGUAAGGUGCUGCCACCAGCACCAAAGCUACUGGUGGUCUCACCCACAGAAAAACUGGACUCCGCCACAGUAUGCUCAUACUCACCGUCAGGCCCGAGAGAUGAUUUACUCUUCACCAUUGACUCUGCACGUCCUGACUCUGUGGAAGUACUGACGCCCUCACCAUGCUGUGGCCUCACCCUUCUAUAUGAUGCCGCCGCGCUAGCUUACUAUGUUUGCAAUGCAGCCACACGGGCAGUCGCACGUCUGCCACCUUACUGUGAUCGUGCACGUGAUUUUACUGCUGGGUUGGGAUUUGAUGCCCGGACAAGGGAGUACAAGGUAGUGAGGUUGAUCAAUGGGCUUGCUCACGAGGACAUCCUCAGGUGUGAAGUGUACACACCAGGGGCUGAUUGCUGGAGGCCUGCAGCUGGAGGAGUACCCUUCAGGUGGUCCAAGUUUGCACAUUCUGCAGUUGGUCAUGCUAUGAUGAGCAAAAUACAACCUGUGUUUGCCAACGGAUUCCUGCACUGGUUGAUCAGUCCUUCUCUUCUCAUCAGAAGGCCAAGAGCUGCCAUCAUAUUGUUUUCCGUCGCAGAGGAGACCUUCGGAUCCAUCCGUUCACCACCGUUCUGGGGAUCAAGAGAGCACGUGCGCCCCUGGUCCCAGUCAGAAGGAGAGCAUCUGGUCGUGAUGGAUGACCAGGUGUGUAUUGUCCGGAACCUUCGCAACGGAACCCCUCAUGGUAGUGCCCUGGAGAUUUGGGGGCUACUGGAUUACGGCUCUGGUGAUUGGACGCUGAAUCAUCGAAUCGAUUUGUUCGGGCACAUUAGAAGAGAAUUAGGCGAGCCACAGGCUGUGAGAGUUAUUGGUUCUCUUGGCAAUUGCAGGUCAGGGAAGAAGAUUGUCAUUGCUACUAGCAAGCACUGGGUUUAUGAAAAGUUUCAUAAAAAGGUUUACACCUAUGAUCCUAGCUGUCAGGUUCUAGAGGGCAUUCUUUCGGUCACUGAGACACACACCUCUGUUCCAUGCUUCAUCCCUGGUUCAAGAUUCAGUUUAUUUGAAGAGAGCCUUGCUCCAGUGCAUAAAAGGGAUGAAGAGGUUGCCCUGUCAUCUACCCUGGCUAAGGCAACUAAAGAAACUACUACUUCCAAGCUAAAAGGUUAAAAGGCGAAAGGUCAGUAUUGUGUAAAUCAAGAUCGGCAUCUCCAUGGCGUGUAUUCUCAGGAUAUCAGUUAGCUGGUUUCGAAUGUGUGCGGCAGAAAUCAAGAGCUGAUAAUGCAUAUAGUACAUGUAGAAUGGCUCCAGCUACAUGAAGAAUCGGGUGUAGGCUUGUUUUGCUUUGUUCUAAAAUUUGAGGAAGAGAAUAAAGAGAUAGAAAUAUAUUGGGCGGUUCA
This is a messenger RNA of Aegilops tauschii subsp. strangulata, 1989 nucleotides long. RefSeq names its product F-box protein At5g49610. Lineage: Eukaryota; Viridiplantae; Streptophyta; Magnoliopsida; Poales; Poaceae. Gene Ontology annotation, molecular function: protein binding. The record is from RefSeq and is a predicted model, not a curated record.